This is a messenger RNA of Diachasma alloeum, 2955 nucleotides long. Its product is annotated as protein escargot. The transcript has 2 exons. Gene Ontology annotation, molecular function: RNA polymerase II cis-regulatory region sequence-specific DNA binding; DNA-binding transcription factor activity, RNA polymerase II-specific. The record is from RefSeq and is a predicted model, not a curated record. Lineage: Eukaryota; Metazoa; Arthropoda; Insecta; Hymenoptera; Braconidae. Gene Ontology annotation, biological process: regulation of DNA-templated transcription. The coding region runs from base 323 to 1729 and encodes 468 amino acids.
CAUCAGCCAUCCCUUGCUCCUUCGACCUUCGAACCCAUUCAUCCGUUACCCCGACAAUCGUGUGUACACGUUAUUCGAGGAAACGAGAAAGUGCGACUUAUCAAAUAAACAAUAAACCAUAAACAAUCAAAUGUUGAUCGAAGUGCCAGUGAGGAUUUAAACAUUGUGAAAAUAAAAAUACAAAAAUCCCUUUGUAUUUAAUUACUUUUGAGUGAAGUGAGUACGCACAGAUCUGUUGUCUCCCGAUACCCAGGAUUACUGGGGGGCAACUGUUGUCGUACAUAUUCAGCUUAAAAUAAAUAAUUAAACAAAUAAGACAAAAAUGCUCAUUGACGAGAUGCCGCGAAGCUUCGUCAAGAAGAACAACAGCUACAGCCACUGCCCGUUGAAGAAGCGACCAGUGCAUGUGAUGCUGUACGAUGAAGUGCCAGAAUCAGCAAAAGAUGAGAUAAUCGACGUGGUGACCGACGACAUCCCGGAGCCGGAGAACCUCAGUACCAAGCCAGAGGACCUCAGCAGAUCAGCCCCAAAGCGUCGUUCUGUCUCUCGUUCCCCGUCGCCAGUUCCCCACAAGCAGCCUCACCUGGACCACCAAAUUCCGUCAUCCCCAGUGGCCCACUACCCCCCGAAACCGCUGACUCCGCCCGUCGGAGUGGCCCCCAUCCACCCGCUCGUGAAGAAAGAGCGGGUCGAAGUGAUCCAGCACGACGGUGGUGCGGUGUCAACGGGCUCGAUGCACUUCAUGUCCACGAAGGCGCCCCUCGAGCCCCUGAACCUGAACACACCAGUGGAGCCGGUGCCCCAUUACGCCACCCCGGCCUGGGCGAGAGCAGCCCCCCUGUACCCCCCGCACUACCUUCCCUACCCGGCCUAUCGUUUCCACCAUCACCCGGGCGCCGAGCUGUACCCGGCGUACCCGCUGCCAGCGUAUCCUCACUCCCCUGAGCACGCGUCAGCCUCACCGCCGCCGAUGCAGCACACAGCGCUGACAUGCCCGACGAUCCAGAGACCGAUUGCCAGGAGUUACGCGCACUGGGCCGCGUCGUCGAGCCCCGACCACUGCGGCCUGUCGCCAACGAGUUCAGUGGGCUACUCAUCCCUGCGUUCGCCACCCCCAGUCACCCCCGAGGACCUCUCAUCCCCCGGCAGCGACAGCGGGAGAUCCUCAGCUGGAAGCACCUCAGCAGGAUCGAGCAUCCUCAUGAAGAUGGACAGCAACACCAGCCCCAUCGCCACCUCCAAUCCCGCUAACCAGACGAGUGCGUCCACCAGGUACCAGUGCCCGGACUGCGGCAAAUCGUACUCCACGUACUCGGGCCUGUCGAAGCACCAGCAGUUUCACUGCGCCGCCGCCGAGGGCCAGACCAAAAAGUCCUUCUCCUGCAAGUACUGCGAGAAAGUUUACGUCAGCCUUGGCGCACUCAAGAUGCACAUCAGGACGCACACGCUGCCCUGCAAGUGCCAUCUCUGCGGGAAGGCCUUCUCCAGGCCUUGGCUACUCCAGGGACACAUCAGGACGCACACCGGGGAGAAGCCCUUCAGCUGUCAGCAUUGCAAUCGCGCCUUCGCUGAUAGGAGCAAUCUCAGGGCUCAUCUGCAGACGCACAGCGAUGUCAAGAAGUACUCGUGCACGUCGUGCAGCAAGACCUUCAGCAGAAUGUCUUUACUCACCAAACAUCAGGAGGGCGGCUGUCCCGGUAUGAAUGUUCCCAUUGGUUACGGGUGUUGAGGGGGAUGGGGGGUAUUCCGAGUGCCUUAACGUGGAAUUUCACGAUAGACUGAAUUUACGAGGAGUACAAAUAUUAAUAUAUUUUCUAUUUUUAUUGUAUAUGUGAGCAGAGUUGCCAGAUUGGGCGGGUUGACGAUAAUUUGGCGGGUUCGGAAUGUUUAGGGCUCGAGGGGCGAAAUGUAUUUGAAAAAUCUUCGUAGGAUGAAGUAUGACUCAAUAUCUAGUUUUGCAAGUUACUGAUUUUCUUGUUUACAUAUCGGUAUUCAAUUCUGCUGUUGCAACAUUAUCUAGCCAUCGUUUCCGAUGAUGAGGACCAGUUGUUCCAAUUGUUUUUUCUAGAAGCUAUUCUUUGGAACAUUUUUUUAAUGAACUCGUCAAUUAGUUACAUCAAUGUUUUGACAGAUUCCCAUGAUGACUUCAUUUGUAAAUCUGAUUUUUUGGCGAUAUUUCGUAUCCAAUGAAGGUUCAUUACAUUAAACACGCACGUAUUCACGCAUAGACUGCUGAAAAAAUCAUUAUAUGAAAAAUGGGCGAAUUUUUGCCGACACUAGCACCGACUUUGGACGAUUUAGGCGACAUUGGAGGGAAUUACUGGCGACGAAACCCCUGAAAUAUCUGGCAACCCUGUAUGUGAGAGGGUAAAUGAGAAAAUCGAGAUUUUCUUAGUUAGGGACGAGGUGUCGAGCUAAUCGGGUUCUUUUUGUACUUAUUCUGGGGUCGAGUGGAUGAGGAGGUUUUUUUCCUUUCAACAUGGUUUUUUAGGGGAAAUCGUGCCACCGCUGGACGCGGUACCGUGAAACUUUAGUGCCAUGAUUUGAUUUUUUUUUUCAUCUUUCAGUUCCAUUCCUUUCGCUUAUUAAUUUAUCUCUAGGGUUAGUUGUAAUUUCGGUUAGGUUGCGGCGGAGACAGCACUAAAGUGCUGAAAAUGUACAUAAUUUUUUGGCGAUGAGGCACAGGCCGUUUGCGUUCUUAAGUGUAUGGGGAGAAAAAUUAUUCACUUUUGAUUGAGUUACUCGAACAUACUAGUCAUUGUACAUAAACACAAAGAUUAAAGAGUGUGUGUUUGGCGUGUGUGCGCAGAGAAAGUAGAGUGGAGUCAAAAAUUGGAGGAUUAUUCCGUUGGAAUACCAUUUUCGAGAGAAAUAUUGCGCGGACUCAGGGCGAGUACCACUAUAAUUUUAUAUAAGAGGUUUUUUGUAAAGAAAGUAAAUAUAAACUGGCAGCGU